Messenger RNA from Penicillium lagena, 1344 nucleotides. Its product is annotated as Oxalate decarboxylase OxdC. Bases 1 to 1344 code for a protein of 447 amino acids. The record is from RefSeq and is a predicted model, not a curated record. Gene Ontology annotation, biological process: oxalate metabolic process. The transcript is spliced from 3 exons. NCBI's taxonomy places the organism in Eukaryota, Fungi, Ascomycota, Eurotiomycetes, Eurotiales, Aspergillaceae.
AUGAUCUCCCGCCUACUGACCCUAGCCUUGCUCGCGGGCGUGGGCACUGCCUUGCCAGCCCCAGGCUCUGCGCUCCAACAACUUCUUCGAUUGCCCGCCGGCUCGCCCGCCGAGGUGUUUGGCGAUCCGCCCUUUACCCCUGGCCAUCGUGACCCUUAUGACCACAAAGUCGACUCGGUCGGCGAAGGCCUAGAACCCCUGCCGUAUCGCAAUGGUGAUGGCACGACCGUCAUGGGCCCGCGAAACAAGGAUCGCGAGCGUCAGAAUCCAGACUUGGUGCGCCCGCCCAGUACGGAUCAUGGAAGCCUGUCCAACAUGCGAUGGAGCUUUGCGGAUAGUCACAUUCGGAUUGAGGAAGGAGGAUGGACGCGGCAGACGACAAUCCGCGAGCUCCCGACCAGCCGCGAACUGGCGGGGGUGAACAUGCGCUUGGAUGAAGGCGUUAUCCGUGAGCUGCACUGGCACACCGAGGCCGAGUGGGCCUACGUGCUGGCCGGAGAAGUGCGAGUAACCGCGCUGGACCCGGACGGGGGUAGUUUCAUGGAUGACCUGGCGGAAGGCGAUUUAUGGUACUUCCCAGCUGGGCAUCCGCACUCUCUCCAGGGUUUAGGCCCCAACGGCACCGAAUUUCUGCUCAUCUUUGACGAUGGGCACUUUUCCGAGGAAUCGACCUUUUUGUUGACGGACUGGAUGGCGCACACCCCCAAGGCCGUGCUUGCGGAAAACUUCCGCCUCAAGCCAGAGGCAUUCGAUAAGAUCCCGACCUCAGAGAAGUACAUCUUUCAAGGCUCAAAGCCGGGAAAAAUCGAGCACGAGAAACCCCGCGGCUUCAAACAGUCGAAGCUUCGGUUUACACACCAUAUGCACGCCCAGGAUCCGAUCCGUACUUCCGGGGGCAACGUGCGCAUCACGGACUCGACCAACUUUCCCAUCUCCAAGACGGUGGCGGCAGCCCAUCUAGAGAUCGAGCCUGGUGCAUUGCGCGAGAUGCACUGGCACCCUAAUGCGGAUGAGUGGACUUACUUCAAGCGCGGCCGCGCUCGUGUCACGAUCUUUGCGGCAGAGGGUAACGCCCGCACAUUCGACUACAUGGCGGGCGACGUUGGCAUCGUGCCGCGAAAUAUGGGUCAUUUCAUCGAGAAUUUGAGCGACGACGAGCCGCUGGAGGUGUUGGAAAUUUUUCGAACCGAUAAAUUCCAGGACUUUUCCCUUUUCCAGUGGCUGGGCGAGACUCCUCGACGGAUGGUGGCAGAGCAUAUCUUUGCAGGGGACCCUAAGACAGCCGAUGCCUUCCUCAAAAAGAUUGAGGGCGCGGAAAAGGACCCCAUAAAGGAUACCAAGUAG